Quercus robur (English oak) is the source of this 351-nucleotide messenger RNA. RefSeq lists its product as uncharacterized. The transcript has a single exon. The coding region runs from base 1 to 351 and encodes 116 amino acids. The record is from RefSeq and is a predicted model, not a curated record. Gene Ontology annotation, molecular function: nucleic acid binding; RNA-DNA hybrid ribonuclease activity. Lineage: Eukaryota; Viridiplantae; Streptophyta; Magnoliopsida; Fagales; Fagaceae.
AUGGACAAGAAGGAUCACUGGGAACCUCCUCCAGUGGGUUUCUAUAUCAUUAAUGUGGAUGGUACAAUUCCUUUGGCCACUGGACACUCAGGGAUUGGAAUUAUAGUUCGAGAUAGUGAGAGCAGAUUUUUAGCAGCCAUGUAUUUGCCCCUCCAAGGAAGAUAUUCUGUCGAGGAAACUGAGGCAAUCGCAGUGGAGCAGGGAUUUGUGUUGGCAAAAAAGCUUGGCCAAGAGAGAGUUAUCAUAGAGAGCGACUCUCUCCUGACUGUCCAAGCUGUUGAAGCUAAUGAUGUCAGAGGAGCUGUUGGUCACAUUGUGAAGGGCAUUGUGCAAAGUUUAUGCAGCUUUUAG